Messenger RNA from Strigops habroptila (Kakapo), 1982 nucleotides. It is a transcript of the gene YWHAE, whose product is annotated as tyrosine 3-monooxygenase/tryptophan 5-monooxygenase activation protein epsilon. The record is from RefSeq and is a predicted model, not a curated record. Gene Ontology annotation, cellular component: cytoplasm. NCBI's taxonomy places the organism in Eukaryota, Metazoa, Chordata, Aves, Psittaciformes, Psittacidae. The transcript has 6 exons. Bases 320 to 1021 code for a protein of 233 amino acids. Gene Ontology annotation, biological process: signal transduction.
GGGGAUGGGGGCCCUGAACGAGUGGGUGUCUUGGGCCUGGGCGGGGCCCGCUUCGGGGGGCGGUGGCGGCAGAAGCCGGGAAUAAAAUGGCGGCCGCGAAGGGCGAGUCCCGGGGGGGGAAGGGGAGCCGCCCCCGCCUCGGGGGGCCCGACAAAGAGCCCCCAUUACCCCUCAUCGUGCCGCCGACCGCCGCGGCUUGAGGCGGUUCCGUUCGGCCCGGUCCUCGCGUACCUUCGGGCCGGGCCUCGCGGAGCUCGGCGGCGUGGGGCUCAGGUCGGCUCGCCGCAGACAACGCCCAGUGCCGUGCUCUCCGGAAGAAAUGGUUGAGUCAAUGAAGAAAGUGGCUGGAAUGGAUGUGGAGUUGACAGUGGAAGAAAGAAACCUGCUUUCUGUCGCAUAUAAAAACGUGAUUGGAGCCAGAAGAGCUUCCUGGAGAAUAAUCAGCAGCAUUGAACAGAAAGAAGAAAACAAAGGUGGAGAAGACAAAUUAAAAAUGAUUCGGGAAUAUCGGCAAAUGGUUGAGACUGAACUGAAGUUAAUCUGUUGUGACAUUCUGGAUGUACUGGACAAACACCUCAUUCCAGCAGCUAACACUGGCGAGUCCAAGGUUUUCUAUUACAAAAUGAAGGGGGACUACCAUAGGUAUCUGGCUGAGUUUGCCACAGGAAAUGACAGGAAGGAGGCUGCAGAGAAUAGCUUGGUGGCUUACAAAGCUGCUAGUGACAUUGCAAUGACAGAACUCCCGCCAACACAUCCCAUCCGCUUAGGACUUGCGCUCAACUUCUCUGUAUUCUACUAUGAAAUUCUUAAUUCUCCUGAUCGUGCCUGCAGGUUGGCAAAAGCAGCUUUCGAUGAUGCUAUUGCAGAACUGGAUACACUGAGUGAAGAAAGCUAUAAGGACUCUACACUUAUCAUGCAGUUGUUACGUGAUAAUCUGACACUAUGGACUUCAGACAUGCAGGGUGAUGGUGAAGAACAGAAUAAAGAAGCGCUGCAGGAUGUGGAAGAUGAAAACCAGUGAGACACAAAGGCCAACAAGAGAACCCAUCUCUGACCACCCUUCCCCUUCCCCACAAAAACCCUCAGUGUCACUCUGAGAACCACCAAAUCUGACUUUUACAUUGGGGCUCAGAAUUUAGGUUCCUGCCCUGUUGGGUUUCUUUUAUUUUUAUUUUUUUUGUUUUAUUUUGUUUUGGGUUUUUUUUUUUUUUUUUGGUUUUGGUUUUUUUUUUUUUUUUUUUAGGUUUUUUUGGUUUUGUUUUUUUUUUUUUUUUUACACAGUUUAAAAGUUCUUAAAGGCAAGAGUGAAUUUCUGUGGAUUUUACUGGUGCCAGCUUGUAGGUUCUUUAAGACACUAACAGGACUGCGUGUAAAGGCUCUUUCAGCAUUACUGUAUUGUCUCCCGCCAGAUGGGGCAGGUUAAAGUGGAUGUUACACCUGGGAGGGCAGGGAUGUGUCACAGCAGAGUAGUGCACGUGUGGUGGCAGUUUCCUUUCUCUUUCUCUUUCUUUUUAUAACUGUUUCAAGUGACUUUUAUACCAAUGUUUCCACUCAAUUGGGUGUUUAGCUUGAAGUUACAGGUUGCUUUGGGACAUAGAGUGUAGUGGUUUUACUGUAUCCAAACACACAAGUUUCCAAACUGCUGAAACGUUGCUGAGAAUCAUGGUGCUGGUAACAGUUCAACAAUCCGUGGCUGCUCAUUCUUGCCUGUUCUUUACUUUUCCUCCAAGCAGGUUAGCAUUGAAGGUGGCAUUGAUAAGCCUGCAUGCGUGUUCAAUAUUUUUUCUUUCUCCCUCCCCUGUCCCCAUCUCCCUUCGCUCGCUCUCAACCUCUUUUGUUCAGUAUGUGUAACUUGAAGCUAAUUUGUACUACUGGAUAUCUGACUGGAGCCACAGAUACAGAAUCUGUAUUGUUCUUACUGAAACACAGCAUGGAAUUAACAUUAAACUUAAAUAAAACAAACCUAAAUUAAAAAUGCCAAA